AUGAUGUCGAGGCGCUCCAGCAUCGCGCCGAGCUUCUCGAGCGAUCGCCCCUCAGUCACAAGCUCGGUGACUUUUCAGAUGCCCGCCACGGUGCGACCGCCGCCGGCGUACAUCGCGGCCUCGGUCGCGUCGCAGAUGGUCACGGACAACCACAACGCGCAACGGCGCCUGACCGACUCCUCGCACGAAGAGCUGGAGAACGCCAUAUUCUCGGAACAAGCCCUCUCGCUGCUCAAUGGCUUCCUCGACCACCUUUUGUUCGCGUUCCUGUCCACCGCGCGCUCGCCCUCCCUUACCGCUAUUCGCCCUGCUAUCUCCGAGGUACUGAAGCCCAGGCUGGCUCGUGAAGCAGCAGAAGCCGCCGACGAGGAAUUGCAGGGACUGCUGUCAGCAGAGGACGACGAGGAGUUCUCCCCCAUCGACGGUGGAAGGGCAAUUGAUCGCUGGGAUGUCGAGAAGGUGUGGAAGCGCACGCGUCUACGGAUAAUGGUGUACACGCGCUUGGGCGAAAUGGAAGACGAGGACGAGGAGAGAUAUGUUCAGCAGGAACGUGGGUUGAGCAUGGACGACGAUGACGACGAAGAAGCCGGUCUUGUGUCAUGGGCUUCUGCCAUCUUCCUCACAUCCGUUGUGGAGUACGUUGCCGAGCAGACUCUGCUCGUUGCUGGGCAAGCAGCAUACGCCCGCAUGGCAUCCAGGGUCAGGAAGUCUUCAGACGAGACCGACGAAGGCGCAUUUGAGCGCUUGGUUAUCGAAGAGCCGGAUGUCGAGAAAAUUGCUCUGAAUUCGGCUCUUGGUCGGCUCUGGAGGACUUGGAGGAAACGUGUGCGGUCAUCCCUCCAACCGCUCUCCCCUGGCCGUGCCAUCCGGCCCAACUCGAGCUUCGCAAGUCUCCAGAGACGCGGAAGCAGAAGCAGCCAAGCUACAGCUGACGAGUCAUAUCGCAUUGAACACACUCCCGCUUCCGAACGUGCUCCUUCCGAGACAGAUAUUGCAGCCAACAUACCGAUACCAGCUGGAGCCAGGGACGUAGAUGAGAUUGAGGUGCCAGGCUUGGCUCGCACCUUCGAGGAUACUGGGAGCAGUGGCAGACAGACGCCAGUAUCUCGGCCUCAACGACCCAGCAGUGUUAUCAUGCUUGCCCCUGUAGAGAGCUUUCGACGAAGACAUGACAAAGACCGUCCAACAUCGAUGCCUGGUCCAGAAGCAUUGCCCUUUGCUGUGCCUCCACGGUCCCACAUGAACGACGACGAUGGUCAACUUGACACACCAUUCGAAACGCCUAUGACAAGCAAUUUCAAUCGCGCCUCCUGGAUUGGUGACGGGGACGCCAACGGCGAAGGAUCUGCACGCGAUGAUGUGCUAUCUCCUACAACAGCUACUUCUUCGAAGACUGAUCGCCAUGUGAUCAAGACCACGAGCCUGGAGAAGAACGAUGCGGAGCCUGACACACCAAAGUCAACGACCUCAACAACGUCGGAUAACUAUGAUGUCGAGCCGAAGGUCUUACAGUCUAAGAGGCUGUCGAUCGGAAGAAGCGGUCCUCCGGGCAUCGUGCGCACGUUCUCCACAAGAAGCAACAGCCUCAGAUCGCCACGGGAGACGCCAGUUGCAACACCAAUAGCUUCACCACAUUUCUCAGGAUCUUACCUCGAUGACCGUUCCGAUGAUGAAGAUGCAGAAGGCCCCCAAGCUAUUGGUGUGGCAAGGACGUCAGAUGUGCCAAUUCAAUCAUCUCCAACACCCUCUGUCGAGCGAUGGUCUGAUCGAGUCAAGGUCGCGCCUACCCAGGGUGGCUAUGUGGAAGUUCAACCUACGCCUCGAUCCGUUCCGUCACGCAACACACCUACACCCGAUUCGAAGCCCAUCGUACCUGAGCGAUCUAUUGCACGCAACGAUUCGCUCAAACGUGCUGGUCCCAACAUUGGCAGUGGCGCCGUUGUCGUAGGUGCUGCAAGCCCAGCACGUAGACGAGAUUCAACCCCGCCAACAUCAGGACGUACAUCUUUGCCAUCUUUGCAAGAAGUCGAAUACUACAGGCCUCAGCAGAUGGCUUCUAGUGAGCAAGCAGCCCGUCGUAAUAGCCCUACCAUCAGCAACCACAGUCGCACGCAGAGUCCGCAUGUAGCAACAGCUGAACGGCAGGUUCCUCGUCGCUCUACGGAAGAGUCCUUGCGCUCACAGUCCGCGGCAGGCGGUUCAAUCAAGGAAAGACCAGGUAUCACGCGUGUAGCGUCGACCUCAUCUAAGAAGUCAGGAAGCAUUUCCCGCUUGCCAACCAGUCGUGACUCUGACCCUCAGCUGACUCGCAAUCUUGGUGGUCGUUUGUCUGAAGAAGACCGAGAGCGUCAAUUUGAAGAGCUGGUGCAGUGCAAUGAGACCGUCAAAUACACGUUGACACCUGAGAAUAUGCGCGCGCUGGAUGUAAGUAACAAGCCUGAACGCUCCAACGCUGCUUCAGUGACAGUAUACCCUCGAGUCGAUGCCAACAAGGACAAUUCAUUCGGUGUAAGUGCGCUACCCGCCAAGCCCACCAUGAAAGGAAGAGGCCCUGGAGUCUCGGGUCACAAGCCUUCACCAAGCAGGAAAGUGAUCACGCGACCACUUGCCAGAGAACCGCGUAUAGAGUCCGAGUCCAUGCGGGAUUUCGCUGACUUCAUCCGCUCAACUGGUCCGUCACCCGGCCAAGAGAAGACUCCGCAGCCGUUUGUCAAUAUCAGUGGCAAUGGUCUGAAGUCACCAAACGGCUCUUCCACUUCCGUUGGGCGCAAGUCAUCAACCAAGCGGUCGAGUUCUCGCAGUAUUGAAGGACCGGGGGCCAGACCUCGUGUCAACAUGGAACCUCGCAGCCCAGCUGGCCUCAGCAUCGGCAACGAUGAUCUGAUUGACUUCAUUCGUCAAGGACCACCGAAUGGACCAGAGGGUCAGCCCCGUAUUCCGCGAUCAGUUGCCCCAUUCCGCACGACAGUUGACUCGGAUCAAUUCGAGACUAUGUUGGGUGAUCACGGCACUGUUGAAUCAGCGUACGACUCCAAGACCUCCACCCUCAAUUCGCAACAUUCUAUUCAGACUUCUAAUUCCAGAACCGGACUCAUUGCACCACCAGGUGUAGUGCAACCGGCUUAUUCGAAUGUCCCGCAGAACUUGUCCGGUAGCAUGACUUCAAGCUCAGAGCCAGUCAUUACCCGUACCCGUAGACGCGUUAAAGACCCUUACGCAAUUGAUGUCUCGGAUGAGGAAGAUGAUGAGGAUGAUGAUCAGUUGACCGCUCUUCCUCCCUCGACGAAGCCAUCCGCGCCGAGACAAGAAAGUCUCAUGGACUUUUUGAACGAGAUGGAACCACCUUCUGGACCAUCAGCUGGGAAGCCACAACCGUUUAUGCUUAGCCAGGAGACGAUUGCUGCGGCUAAGGCGCGUGCGAAUGGCUCCAACACUUCGCUCGCUUCUUCUGCAACUCCAACACGCAGUAACGGCGCCAGCAAUGGGGCAGCUCCACCUCUAGGAUUCCCUUCUUCGAGCGGUGCAGAGACUACGCGCGCUCACAAGCCAAAAGUCGCGGCGCGUACACCUGCCGUGGGCGAUGUGCGUGCUAACCGUACCGCGACCAGUGAUCUUGCUGAUUUCCUACGCAACUCUGGACCACCUGAGCUUGUGGAGCAUUCGUCUGAUCCAUCGGUACGCGAUUCCAAAGCCAACACAGCGCAUUCGCCCGCAUCGUCGGAGGAGACACCUGUCAUCGUUUUCUUUCCCAGAUCAACGCGCGAUGUUUCUACCAUCCUGAAGGCGUGUAAUGAGCGCCGUGUUGCGGUGACUUCGUUCUCCGGCGGCACAAGCAUCGGCGGUGCGUUGACAUCAACAAGGGGCGGGGUAUGCAUCAGUUUUGAGCAUAUGAAAGAGAUUGUCGCCUUACAUGAAGACGAUUUCGAUGUUGUGGUUCAGCCCGGUCUCGGUUGGGUCGAGCUGAACGAGCAGUUGAAGGACAAAGGUCUUUUCUUUCCCGUAGAUCCAGCGCCAGGUGCCAGCAUAGGUGGGAUGAUCGCAAUGAGCUGUUCAGGCACAAAUGCUUACCGAUAUGGCACCAUGAAAGAGUGGGUCAUCUCGUUGACCGCGGUGCUUGCCGAUGGGACAGUCGUCAGGACGCAUCGCCGACCAAGAAAGACGUCUGCUGGUUACGAUCUGACGCACUUAGUUAUUGGGUCAGAGGGUACGCUUGCGCUGGUCACGGAGGCUACUCUCAAGCUCGCCCUGCUGCCACAGAAUCUACACGUUGGUCUCGUCACCUUCAACACGUUCCAGCAAGGUGUCGAUAUUGUCGUCGCCCUGCAGAGAGCAGGACACCAACUCGAAGCGUUGGAGCUUGGCGAUGGGCCCCAGGUCCACGCAAUCAACUACUCAAAACUUGCGCGUGUAAACUUGGCCGAGAAACCAACUCUCUGGCUCAAGUUUGCGAGCCCAUCGCUCCAACUCGUCGAAGACCAGAUCGGCACCGUCAAAGCGCUUUGCGAGGAGCAAAAAGCUCUGACGUACGAAAUCACGUCCGAUAAGGCGCGUAUUGACGUGCUCUGGGAGGCACGGAAAUGCAUGGCUCGAGCACUUAUUGCGAUGAAGAAAGAACCUACAGAUCUGUUCCUGUCCACAGACUGCGCGGUGCCAAUCUCAAAUCUCGCCGCGCUGGUUGAAGGCACCCAGAAGCUCAUUCAGGAAGCGAACAGAGCCAACCAGACGUCUUCUUCCGAGGCUAGGCAGCCCUGGUUCUGCGCCAAUGUUGGACAUGUGGGCGAUGGAAAUGUGCACUCGGCAAUCGUUUGCCCGGUAGCUGAUAAACCGAGAGUGGAUGAGGUGCUGGCGAAGGUGGCACGGCUUGCGUUGAGUUUAGAUGGUACGGUUACGGGUGAACAUGGCGUGGGACUAAAGCAGAGAGAUGCACUUCUUGAGGAAGUCGGCACUGAGGGGGUUCGUGUGAUGAGGGGGGUUAAGAGUGCGCUCGAUCCACGAGGAAUACUCAAUCCCGACAAGGUGUUCAGGUUGGAGGGUGAUGAUGGUCUCACGAAGGGAGCACGUCUAUGA
Boeremia exigua is the source of this 5067-nucleotide messenger RNA. RefSeq lists its product as uncharacterized. Gene Ontology annotation, molecular function: D-lactate dehydrogenase (NAD+) activity; FAD binding; D-lactate dehydrogenase (cytochrome) activity. Gene Ontology annotation, cellular component: mitochondrion. Gene Ontology annotation, biological process: lactate catabolic process. NCBI's taxonomy places the organism in Eukaryota, Fungi, Ascomycota, Dothideomycetes, Pleosporales, Didymellaceae. The transcript is spliced from 3 exons. Bases 1 to 5067 code for a protein of 1688 amino acids. The record is from RefSeq and is a predicted model, not a curated record.